UAUCUGUCAAGCACGCUUGUUCAUCACGUGGCGGUGAACAUAGUAAACGUAGAGGUAUCGAGUGUGACAAUGGCUGCUCCGGUUAAAAAACGAGAAAUUCAAGAGAAUGUCGUUGUAAAACGAAAUGAUGAUGAUGAACAAGAAUCAUCUAGUAGCGAGGAUGACGAGCAAGAACAAGUGGGAGAAUCGGGUUUAGAAAUCCAAGUAGAUUUUGAAGGGCGCAAUCCACAAGAUCCAGAUUAUCAUGGAAUUAAAACAUUAUUGCAACAACUUUUCUUAAAAGCGCACAUAGAUUUGGGUGGAUUAACCGAUUUGAUAGUCUCACAAAAUUAUAUAGGAUCUGUGGUAAAACAGUCAGAAGAUUUUGAAGGAUCCGACGAGGAAGAUGUAGAAGAUACAUUCGACGUUUUUGGUAUUACUACAGUAAUUAAUAUAUCUGAUAGACAGAAUCUUCCAUGCAUACAACAAUUAAGAGAUUUAUUGCAAGAAUUAUCUAGUGAUCAUGCCACUGAUGCAGCUUAUACUAUGAUAAAAAAUGUACUUCAGAACGAUUCGCAACCAAUUGGUUUACUUAUUAACGAAAGGUUCAUUAACAUACCUGCCCAAAUAUCUGUACCACUUUUUGAAAACUUAAUCUCAGAAAUGAAACGUGCUAGCAAUAGGCAAAUGCCAUUUAAUUUUUCAUAUUAUAUACUUAUAUGUAAAUUAUAUAAAAUGGAGGAUAAGAGGAGUGGAACGAAAAAGAAAAAUAAAAAGAAGAAUAACAGUGAAACUCCAACGAUUAUAUGGAGCAAUCCAGAAGAAGAAAUAUUUGCUGAAAAAGCUUUGAUUAGUUUUGAAUUUUCCGUUGAAAAUGAAUCAGAUAGUGGUUUAUCUGGAACGUGGACUGAAACUGACGAUGAAAUGAAGCCAUACAGACGAGUAUUACUAUUUGAAGCUUCAACUUUGCAAACUAUAAUUAAUACAAUAAAAGGCCAAUUAUCUUAAUCUUGGAUUAACGUAAAUCGAUAUAUAACGAAACUCGCUUGAAUUUCUACAGAAAUAUCAAUAUACUUUUCAUUGUUAAGGUAACAAUAAUAAUAAUAAUAAUAUUAAUAAUAAGCUUCGAAGAAAACACUUUUUCAUACGUUUCUACAGAAAAAAAAAAGAAUAAAAAAAAAAAAAAAAGAAAGAAAAAAGAAA
Messenger RNA from Vespa crabro (European hornet), 1182 nucleotides. RefSeq names its product protein BCCIP homolog. Bases 70 to 987 code for a protein of 305 amino acids. NCBI's taxonomy places the organism in Eukaryota, Metazoa, Arthropoda, Insecta, Hymenoptera, Vespidae. The transcript has 3 exons. Gene Ontology annotation, cellular component: nucleus. The record is from RefSeq and is a predicted model, not a curated record.